AUGAAACUAAAGUUGAAAGAGAUGAAUGAAGAUGAUUCGAGAGAUAAUACUGGAUUUCUGUCAAUGAUGUACUCUAUUCAAGCAUUAUGUGAGCAGAGAUUGGCUAAUUCAAAAGGAGCCGAAUUGGCAGCUCAUGAAUCUAGAAGAUACUUGACAAAGAGUGAUUACAAUAUUUAUACAAAGAUUAGUUAUGCAGUAUUGAGUGAUUAUUACGGUGGAGAAGGCGAGGACGAAGUUGCUCAAUCGUAUUUGAAUCAUUUGAAUAGAAUUUUGGGAGAUGGUGCUCAAGAUUUUGAGCAUUUACUUAUAAGGGCUCAGAAAGCAUGUACAUUGGAAGAUAGAGGUUGUAAUGGAGUAAUGUCAAGUAUUGUAUUCAUAUUUUCUUUAUACAAUCGAGAAAAUCAUACUUUUGAUUUGAAAAGCAUUGAAGAAGAAAUUAAUCCUCAAAAUGCUGGUCUUGCCAUCACAGUUGUACAGCAAGUUAAUGAUAUGAUGAAUUCAAUCUUACGUAACUUUCCAAACAAGUACACUGAGGAAUAUACCAGGAUGAAGCACGUACUCCAUGAACUUGUUUUCUUAUCUGGUAUUUCAUCAGUGUUCUUUUCACUUGGAUUGGAGGGAGAAAUGGUUGAUGCACUAGUUGAUAGAGCUGAUGAACUCAUGCAAAUAUUUGACCCAUUGCUAUUCCCAAUAGCUGUCUUUCCUCACCUCUCCAUCUAUAUGACCUAUAGAGUGAACCGAUUUGGGAAUAUUCUUGCAGAAUUUCAUCACCAUAUUCUUAAUGGAAUGGACAUUCGUUCGAUAUUUUGCUUGGAGAAAUUUCAAAAGUAUUUCAAUGGAAUUGUUCAUAGUUUGAAAAUGAUGAAUGAAUUCUCGAAAAGAUACAAAAGAAUUAACAAACGGUUCGGUCAAUUGAAUCAAAAUUUACAGACAAUUGCUAAAUGGAAAUUUGAUGUUCAAUCACACAUAAUACCAAAUGCCUUAUUGGAGGAUAUUGAUUCUUCCAACAACACAACAACAAACACUGUCCAAUCACCAUUUAUUCCUGAAACUCCUGUCAAUAUUUCCUCUCCAAUUCCAAUGGUUAGUAAGUUGGUUUCGAACGCAAAGGAAUCAUCUUUGCUCUAUAAUUCCUGCUUAGAAAGGGCCAAGCUCAAUUAUGCCUUUAACAUUUAA
Naegleria gruberi is the source of this 1176-nucleotide messenger RNA. RefSeq lists its product as uncharacterized. NCBI's taxonomy places the organism in Eukaryota, Heterolobosea, Eutetramitea, Acrasida, Naegleriidae. The record is from RefSeq and is a predicted model, not a curated record. The transcript has a single exon. Bases 1 to 1176 code for a protein of 391 amino acids.